AUGUUGAGCUUCUUCCGCAGGACGCUCGGGCGCCGCUCAAUGCGCAAACAGGCCGAGAAGGACCGGCUCCGUGAGGCCCAGCGCGCAGCCACGCACAUCCCUGCGGCCGGGGACGCGCGGUCCGUGAUCACCUGCCGGGUGUCUCUUCUGGAUGGGACCGACGUCAGCGUGGACUUGCCGAAAAAAGCCAAAGGACAAGAGCUAUUUGAUCAGAUUAUGUACCACUUGGACCUUAUUGAAAGCGACUAUUUUGGACUGAGAUUUAUGGAUUCAGCACAAGUAGCGCAUUGGUUAGAUGGUACAAAAAGCAUCAAAAAGCAAGUAAAAAUUGGUUCACCCUAUUGUCUGCAUCUUCGAGUUAAGUUUUAUUCCUCAGAACCAAACAACCUUCGUGAAGAGCUGACCCGGUAUUUAUUUGUUCUUCAGUUAAAACAAGAUAUUCUCAGUGGAAAAUUAGAGUGUCCCUUUGAUACAGCGGUUCAGUUGGCAGCUUACAACUUGCAAGCUGAACUUGGUGACUACGACCUUGCUGAGCACAGUCCUGAACUUGUGUCUGAGUUCAGGUUUGUGCCUAUUCAGACAGAAGAGAUGGAGCUCGCUAUAUUUGAGAAAUGGAAAGAAUACAGAGGUCAGACACCAGCACAAGCUGAAACCAAUUAUCUGAAUAAAGCCAAGUGGUUAGAAAUGUAUGGGGUUGAUAUGCAUGUGGUUAAGGCCAGAGAUGGGAAUGACUACAGCUUGGGACUGACCCCAACAGGAGUCCUUGUUUUUGAAGGAGAGACCAAAAUUGGCUUAUUUUUUUGGCCCAAGAUAACCAGAUUGGAUUUUAAGAAGAAUAAACUAACGUUGGUGGUUGUAGAAGAUGAUGAUCAGGGCAAGGAGCAGGAGCAUACGUUUGUCUUUAGGCUGGACCAUCCCAAAGCAUGCAAACAUUUAUGGAAAUGUGCUGUGGAGCAUCAUGCCUUCUUCCGCCUGCGAGGCCCUGUCCAAAAGAGUUCUCAUCGAUCAGGAUUUAUUCGAUUAGGAUCACGGUUUAGAUACAGUGGGAAAACUGAGUAUCAGACCACUAAGACCAAUAAAGCAAGAAGAUCAACAUCCUUUGAAAGAAGACCCAGCAAGCGGUAUUCUCGACGAACUCUGCAAGUGAAAGCAAGUACAGGAAAACCUGAAGAACUCAGUGUUCACAACAAUGUUUCAGCUCAGAGUAAUGGUUCCCAACAGGCUUGGGGUGUGAGGUCCACUGUGCCUGUGCUUCCUUCUGUCCCCUCUGGUCCUGUGGUAGUGGAGGUCGAGAAUCUUCCAAGGAGUCCUGGAGCAGACCAGCACGACAAGAAAUGCUUGCCUCUGAGGAUUGAUUUGCUAGAGAGUCCAGACUUACUGGAAACAACUGCUAAUGACGUAGCUGGGGCACCUGACACCAUGGACAUCCCCCAAGUCCCAGGUGAAGUGAGCACAGCCACCAGGCAGGCUGGGUUAGAGGGACCUGAAGCAUUCAUAGAUUCCUCAGAGAAGCUCAAACACCUUGAAAUGGAAAGCAGUCCUGUGCCAGCUCCUCACCCCAACGUGAAUGUUAAUAUUAACAACCAGGAGGAAGUGGUAAAGUUAACCGAGAAAUGUCUGAAUAAUGCCAUCGACAGCCCAGCGCUGAAUACCAGGAGAGUUCCUCCUGACUUGAAGAGUAAUAUUUUGAAGGCUCAGGUAGAAGCAGUGCAGAAGGUUACAAGAGAAGAUCGCUUAUUAAGUCAUAAAAAUGCCAGUGUUCAGGAUGCUUCCACAGACAGUGGUGAAUUAAAUGAGAACACUGUGCCUGUCCGUGGAGACUCUCUGGCUCUGAGGCGAACCACACCUACAGAACGUGGGUCUGCUCUAAAGGAUGCUACAGAUGAACUGGAUGCCUUGCUGUUGUCUCUAACUGAGAAUCUCCUUGACCACACAACCACACCUCAGGUGUCUUCAACGUCAGUGAUCACACCCCGUUGGAUUGUGCCACAGAGCACUGUCCUUCCUAAUGGGCUUGCAGGAAAUGAGUUUUCCCUGACUGGGAAGGAAGGGCUGGGCAGCAGAGAGCUCAUCUCUCCCCCAGCGCCAUUCUUGGUGGACGCCGUGACCAGCUCUGCUCCAGCCUCAGCUGGAGAAGCCGCCUUGAAGCAGAAGUGUUUGCUGACGACUGAGCUCUGA
Messenger RNA from Budorcas taxicolor (takin), 2178 nucleotides. RefSeq names its product erythrocyte membrane protein band 4.1 like 5 (gene EPB41L5). The record is from RefSeq and is a predicted model, not a curated record. Lineage: Eukaryota; Metazoa; Chordata; Mammalia; Artiodactyla; Bovidae. The transcript is spliced from 24 exons. Gene Ontology annotation, molecular function: cytoskeletal protein binding. Gene Ontology annotation, cellular component: cytoskeleton. Bases 1 to 2178 code for a protein of 725 amino acids.